Mesocricetus auratus (golden hamster) is the source of this 1883-nucleotide messenger RNA. It is a transcript of the gene Jun, whose product is annotated as Jun proto-oncogene, AP-1 transcription factor subunit. Gene Ontology annotation, molecular function: transcription factor binding; RNA polymerase II cis-regulatory region sequence-specific DNA binding; DNA-binding transcription factor activity, RNA polymerase II-specific. Gene Ontology annotation, cellular component: transcription regulator complex. The transcript has a single exon. Lineage: Eukaryota; Metazoa; Chordata; Mammalia; Rodentia; Cricetidae. Bases 123 to 1139 code for a protein of 338 amino acids. Gene Ontology annotation, biological process: regulation of cell population proliferation; regulation of cell cycle; regulation of transcription by RNA polymerase II. The record is from RefSeq and is a predicted model, not a curated record.
AAACUUUACUUGUCACCGAAGCGGGGACGCGCGGGUGUCCCCCGCUUCCCAGCGCGCUGCUGCGGCCCCGAAACUUCAGCGCACAGCCCAGGCCAACCCCGCGUGAGCUGACCGACCGUUCUAUGACUGCAAAGAUGGAAACGACCUUCUACGACGAUGCCCUCAACGCCUCGUUCCUCCAGUCCGAGAGCGGCGCCUACGGCUACAGUAACCCUAAGAUCCUGAAACAGAGCAUGACCUUGAACCUGGCCGACCCGGUGGGCAAUCUGAAGCCGCAUCUCCGCGCCAAGAACUCGGACCUCCUCACGUCGCCCGACGUUGGCUUGCUCAAGCUGGCGUCGCCCGAGCUGGAGCGCCUGAUCAUCCAGUCCAGCAAUGGGCACAUCACCACCACGCCGACCCCGACCCAGUUCUUGUGCCCCAAGAACGUGACCGACGAGCAGGAGGGCUUCGCCGAGGGCUUCGUGCGCGCCCUGGCCGAACUGCACAGCCAGAACACGCUGCCCAGCGUCACGUCGGCGGCACAACCGGUCAGCGGUGCGGGCAUGGUGGCUCCCGCGGUGGCCUCGGUAGCGGGCGCUGGCGGCGGCGGCGGCUACAGCGCCAGCCUGCACAGUGAGCCUCCGGUCUACGCCAACCUCAGCAACUUCAACCCGGGUGCGCUGAGCGGCGGCGGCGGCGGCGGCGGCGGGGCGCCCUCCUACGGCGCGGCCGGGCUGGCCUUCCCCCCGUCGCAGCCCCAGCAGCAGCCGCCGCAGCCGCCGCCGCACCACUUGCCCCAACAGAUCCCGGUGCAGCACCCGCGGCUGCAGGCCCUGAAGGAAGAGCCCCAGACGGUGCCCGAGAUGCCGGGAGAGACCCCGCCCCUGUCCCCCAUCGACAUGGAGUCACAGGAGCGGAUCAAGGCCGAGAGGAAGCGCAUGAGGAACCGCAUCGCUGCCUCCAAGUGCCGGAAAAGGAAGCUGGAGAGGAUCGCCCGGCUAGAGGAAAAAGUGAAAACCUUGAAAGCGCAAAACUCGGAGCUGGCGUCCACGGCCAACAUGCUCAGGGAACAGGUGGCACAGCUUAAACAGAAAGUCAUGAACCACGUUAACAGUGGGUGCCAGCUCAUGCUAACACAGCAGUUGCAAACGUUUUGAGGACAGACUGUCAGGGCCGAGGGGCAACGGAAGAAAAAAAAAUAACAAAGACAGACUCGAGAACUUGACUGGUUGCGAAAGAAAAAACAACAACAAAGUGCCCGAGUACCGCAGCCAAAGGUACACGCGAUGGACUGGGUUGCGUCCUGACGGCGCCCCCAGUGUGCUGGAGUGGGAAGGACGUGGCGCGCCUUGCCUUGGCAUGGAGCCAGAGAGCGGGCGGCCUGUUGGCUGCCAGGCUUUGCGAACGGGCUGUGCCCGCGCGACCAGAACGAUGAACUUUUCUUUAACAUUGACCAAGAACUGCAUGGACCUAACAUUCGAUCUCAUUCAGUAUUAAAGGGGGGCCGGGGGGCUUACAAACUGCAAUAGAGACUUGUAGAUUGCUUCUGUAGUGCUCCUUUAGAACACAAAGCAGGGAGGGCUAGGGAGGGGAGGGAGGCUCGUGAGUGCCAGGCUAGACUGCAGAUGAACUCCCCUGGCCUGCCUCCCUCAACUGUGUAUGUACAUAUAUAUUUUUUUUAAUUUGAUGAAAGCUGAUUACUGUCAAUAAACAGCUUCCUGCCUUUGUAAGUUAUUCCAUGUUUGUUUGUUUGGGUGUCCUGCCCAGUGUUGUUUGUAAAUAAGAGAUUUGAAGCAUUCUGAGUUUACCAUUUGUAAUAAAGUAUAUAAUUUUUUUAUGUUUUGUUUCUGAAAAUUUCCAGAAAGGAUAUUUAAGAAAAUACAAUAAACUAUUGAAAAGUA